Molecule: messenger RNA, 842 nt
Organism: Scaptodrosophila lebanonensis
Lineage: Eukaryota; Metazoa; Arthropoda; Insecta; Diptera; Drosophilidae
Product: histone H1-like
Exons: 1
Coding region: 25-774 (249 amino acids)
Biological process (GO): nucleosome assembly
Cellular component (GO): nucleosome
Molecular function (GO): DNA binding; structural constituent of chromatin
Source: RefSeq, a predicted model, not a curated record
AGUGUGAAAGUGAAGUUAAAAGAAAUGUCUGAUUCUAUCGUUGCUGUUACAUCGGCCGCCUCUCCGAUUGCCAUUGCACAAGCGGAGAAAAAGGUCACUGUCAAGAAGGCAACUGCCGCCAAAUCGAAAAAAGCUACAGCUCCACCAUCACAUCCGCCAACCCAGCAAAUGGUCGACGCGUCAAUCAAGAAUUUGAAGGAGCGCGGUGGGUCAUCACUUUUGGCAAUUAAAAAGUACAUUAGUGCCACAUAUAAAUGCGAUGCCCAGAAAUUGGCCCCGUUCAUUAAGAAAUAUUUGAAGUCAGCUGUUGCAAAUGGAAAACUCAUCCAAACAAAAGGCAAAGGCGCAUCUGGUUCGUUUAAAUUAUCUGCGGCCGCUAAAAAAGAGCCAAAGCCAAAAGUCAGUUCCGUCGAGAAAAGUAAGAAAAAAGUUGCACCAGCAGUUGGAGCAGCUAAAAAGAAGUCGAGCGGCGUCGCCAAGAAGGCCUCUGCAGCCGGUGACAAGAAAUCUAAAGUUAAAAAAUCUGUUGCCACUAAAAAGACUGCCGAGAAAAAGACAAAGGAGAAGGCAAAGGCAAAAGACGCAAAGAAAAGUGGUACAGUUAAGGCAAAAUCAACUACAUCGAAGCCUAAAUCGAGUGCUGUAAAACCAAAAACUCCAAAGGCCAAAACUACUACUACUAGUGCCAAGCCAAAGAAGACAGCAUCGGCACCGAAAAAACCAAAGGCUGCAGCUUCCGCCAAAAAGGCAAAGACAGCAGUAGUCAAGAAAUGAAUGCAUAUGUGAAAUUUUGUAUAUGCAAAUAUAAAAAUUCAUUUGAAACAAAGCCCUUUUCAGGGCUA